AUGCUUGACGUGAUACGGAAAAGAAAACGGUCGUGGCUGGUGCUGCUGUUGCUUGGGGUCGGCGUGCUGGCGUUCGUCAUGGUCGGUGUGGGCCCCCAGGGAGGACAGGAGCAGGUGGUCACCAUCGCCGAGGUGAACGGGGACAAGAUCACCUACACCGAGCUCGAGCGCCAAUACUACAGGAUGCUGCAGACCUACCGGCAAUUGGCCGGAGGACGGCUCUCUCCCGCCGACCUCGAGGCGCUCAAUCUCAGGGGCCAGUUGCUGGAGGAGCUCAUCCAGCAACGGUUGUUGUUGCAGGCGGCCCACGAGCUGGGGCUUCGGGUCACCGAUGACGAGUUGGUGGAAGGCAUCGCGCGCAACCCGGCGUUCCAGGCCGCCGGCCAAUUCAACAAGAACACCUAUGAGCAGGCGCUUCGCGGACAGGGGCUGACUCCCGGAGAGUUCGAAGUCCGGCAGCGUGAGGCGCUGGUGAUCCAGAAACUUCAGGACCUGAUCCAACACUCCAUCCCGGUCACGGCCGACGAGGUGGAAGAACGCUAUCGGGUGGACAACGAGGAGAUCGCGCUGGAUUUCGUGCGGCUCAAGACCGACGAUUUUAUCGAGGGCACCGAGGUCAGCGACGAAGAGCUCAAGGCCUACUACGACGGUAACGGCGCGCUGUUGCGGGAACCGCUCAAGGUCAAGGCAAAGUAUCUGGCGUACCGCGUGAAAGACUUCGCCGCCGAUGUCGAGGUUUCCGACGAGGACAUCCGGGCCUACUACGACGUCUACCGUGACCGCCGGUUCCGCAGGCGGGAAGCGGUGAAGUUCAGCCAGAUCUUCAUCCCGGCGCCGGCGGAAGGAACGUCGCCGGAAGACCAGGCGGCGGCGCGCAAGCAACUGGAAGACGUCCUGAAGCGGGCUCGGGGGGGCGCCGACUUCGCCGAGUUGGCCAAGCAGCACUCCAAGGACGGCAGCGCCGCCCAAGGCGGCGACAUGGGUUUUGUCGGCCGGGGUCAACUGGUGUCGGCGCUGGACACGGCGCUCUUCGCGCUGAAGCAAGGCGAGGUGAGCGAUGUCCUGGAAAGCGCGCUGGGACUGCACGUGUUGAAGGCGGUGGAAAGGCAGGAGGACGAAGUCAAGGAGCUCGAGGACGUACGGGAGGAGAUCGUCGAGGCUCUCAAGGGUGAACGCGGCGCCACAAGGGCGGCGCGGGCGGCGGAGGAAGACCGCGAAAGGGCCCUCGACGGUACGCCGCUGGCGGAGGUCGCCUCAAAAAGGGGGAUCGAGUUGUCGGAGACGCAACUGUUCAGCGCGGGUGAAACGCUCGACGAGAUCGGGAACGUGGUGGACUUUUACCGCGCGGCCCUCUCCCUCAAGCCGGAUCAGGUGGGGCCCAUCGUCUCGGCACCCGGCGCGUUGUACCUGAUGGAGACCGCCCAGAGAAUAGAACCCGUGAUCCCGCCGCUGGAGGACGUGAAGGACAGGAUAACGGAGACCCUCACCCGCAGGAAGGCGCGCGAGCUGGCCCGGAAGAAGGGGGAAGACCUUCUGGCAGAGAUCAAGGAAGCGCCGGAUCUGGCCACGGUGGCGGCGGCCGGUGGACUCACCGUGGAGGACACCGGACUGUUUCCGCGCAGGCAGGCGGAGAUCCCCGAGAUCGGGUUCCUCCCGCUGCCCCUGGGACGGCUCACGGUGUCGAAGGAGAAACCGGUGGUGGAGACCGCCUACCUCCAGGACGACACGGUUUACGUCAUGGUGCUGAGGAAGACCAUCGAGGCCGAUCCGGCCGGUCUGGCCAAGGAAAAGGAGGACCUGACUCGGCAGAUAGGGGAGGAGAAGCGGCAACGCGCGUUCAGAAGGUUGAUCGAGAACCUGAAGGCCAAUGCCAAGAUAGAGAUCCAUCCGGAAUUCAUCUGA
Molecule: messenger RNA, 1902 nt
Organism: Geodia barretti
Lineage: Eukaryota; Metazoa; Porifera; Demospongiae; Tetractinellida; Geodiidae
Source: the annotation of a GenBank genome assembly